AUGCUGUCCGACGAAAGUUCCAUCGGCGAAGGCGUCGCACGGCUGAAUCGAUGGCACCUGGGUCCCGGCACAUCAAGGGUACAGCAGCAGUCGCACGCGCCGUUGCACGCCUUCUACGUCGUCGGGCGGUCACUGCGCGUGCUGUCGGUGUUCGCGGCGUACCGCUUCCUGGUGGAGUCGGACGUGUCCGUGCUGCUCUUCGCCUUCUUCUCGCUCCUCGGCGCCGCCAUCCUCUUCUUCCUCCUCCAACGGCCCUGGAAAGGAAAACGCCUCACCAACACCCAGUGGGGCAUCUCAGUGAUGAAUGGAGGCGUGUUGGCGCUCGCUGUUGUCACAUGGGCGUACGGUCUGAAGCAGUGCGGCCCUCUAAGGUCUGUAAUGGCGGAGUAUUCAGGAGCGGUGGUUGCCACCAUAUCCACCAUAAUAUUCGGGCGGCGAGGACACCGCGUACUCAAGCUGUACGGCGCCAUUGCCAUGCUGGUUGCCUUCUACCUCCUCGCCUCGGGAAUCCCGCUGGGUCCCACUCUUCCGCUGGAUUUCCCACCUCCUGCCAACCCCGUCCCCUUGGGCCUAGACAGCACCGCCGCCGCCACUGCCGCCGGCACAGGCGCCGACAGCACUGGCAGCAGCACAGGCAGCAGCAGCAAGGGAGGCGCAGCAGGGGCAGUGGGGGUUGGGGCGGCAGGAGGGGAGGGAGGUGCGGGGUUGUUGGCGUGGCAGGUUGCGCGGAUGUCUGGGAGUGGGAUGGUGGAAGCGGCAGGGGGCAAUCCGUUGACGGCCAUGCUGCUGCCUGUGGCCGCUGGAGUGCUCUUUGCGCUGAGACGAUUGCUUGCCCGGCUGGGAAAGUCGCAGCAAAAGAAGCGGUUGCACGCCGUCACAGCAGUGUCCUCUGUAUUCUUCCUCCUGCCUAUCGCCAUCUUCCAGCUCAGCGGGGGAGCGCAAGCCUUGGACCUGGAGGCGGGGGGGCGGGCGAUGCAGGUGUAUGCGCUGGUGAUCCUGGCAGGGCUCGUGUUCUCCUUCUAUGUGGACACUCUGGCGGAAGACAAGCUGCGUAUUGGCCCGUCGUCACUGAAGCAUCUGCUGGUGACGAGUGUGGCGGUGGUGGCACUGCUACUCAUCUAUCGAAUGCACUUCAGCCCGCUCUCCUUCGUCCUCAUCGCCCUCCUCCUUGCUGCUGGUCUGCACUGGUCUACGGCCAUAGAGCGCAGCAAGUCAGCGGGGUCGCUGGCAGAGGAUGGGGUGGCAGCCAAGGAGAGGCGCAGAACUGCCGCCCUCGCCAUGCUGCAGGGAGCAAUGGACCACGUCAUGUCCGAUUCCAAGUCACGCCGCAUUGCGCUCUUUCUCCUCAUCAACGCAGCGUUUAUGAUCGUUGAGUUCUCGGUCGGUUUCCUUUCCAAUAGUCUGGGUCUCAUAUCAGACGCGUGUCACAUGCUCUUUGACUGUGCUGCGCUCGCCAUCGGCCUCUAUGCCUCCUACAUCUCCCGCCUCGACUCCCCUUCUAAGUUUGCCUAUGGCUACGGUCGCUUUGAGGUGUUAUCGGGCUUUGUGAAUGCGGUCUUCCUAGUGCUCAUCGCUGCACUCAUCGUCUUCGAGUCCAUUGAAAGAAUCCUGGACCCACCGGACAUAUCAACGGCGAACCUGCUGGCGGUGUCUGUGGGGGGCCUGGUGGUGAACAUGGGGAUUGCUGCAGCAGCAGCGGAGGACUGGGAGCAGGAGAAUCAGGAAGAUGCCAAGAGCAGCAGCACCUUCACCACCAGAUCACUCUUACAGUCACCCAUUUCAGUAUCAUCACCUUCGUAUGAAUCACCAGCGCUACCAUCGUCAGGGGCAGAGAAACUUUUGGCCGUGCACAAAGCGAGGAGGAGAAUAGGGCAAGGGGGUGCCGCUGCAGGAGGAGAUGAAAGUUUUCAGGCGCUGCCCGUGAGGCUGGAUUUUGAGGAGUGGGCAGGAGAAAGCAAGCAUGGGGAGGUGGGAGCUGGAGAUGGGGAGGGAGGAGAGGCAUGUGUGCAAGAGGUGCUCACAUCCGGCAGUGCUCAUGUGGACCACAACAUGCAUGGAAUCUUCCUGCACGUGUUGGCAGACACACUGGGCAGUGUGGGGGUGGUGAUAUCAACGCUGCUCAUCAAGUACAAGGGCUGGAUGCUCACAGACCCGGCGUGCUCCAUAUUCAUAUCAGCGCUCAUCAUCAGCACUGUCAUCCCUCUGCUGCAAAACUCAGCCGAAAUUAUUUUGCAAAGAGUACCUCGGGCAGCUGAACACCAAAUUUCGGCUGCCCUGAAGAAGAUUGAGUCGAUGGCAGGAGUGGUGGCGGUGCGGCAACGGCACUUCUGGUCCUUCACUCCCAAGAUGCUAGUGGGCUCCAUUCACGUGCUCAUCUCUCCAGAUAGCCUCAAAAAUAGGGCCGAGGAGGGAGGUGCAGCGGCGCAUAAUGGAGAUGCUUAUAGCGAGUACGGGGACAAGCAGCGGCGGCUGGAGGCGGUUCAGCAGCUGCGGCAGUUGUUGAGGCGGCGGGUUUCGGAUGUAUUCCGGGCGGUUGGGAUCACUCACGUAACGGUUGAGAUAGAGGAAGCAUCGACUCACCACCUGCACCAUCGGCACCACCAUCAUCCUCACCAUUCCCACGCCUCGCCUUUCCACACCCUCUCCCAUGCAUUCUCCCCCCACGCUGCACAGUAA
Messenger RNA from Closterium sp. NIES-65, 2676 nucleotides. The record is from the annotation of a GenBank genome assembly. NCBI's taxonomy places the organism in Eukaryota, Viridiplantae, Streptophyta, Zygnematophyceae, Desmidiales, Closteriaceae.